Drosophila sechellia is the source of this 553-nucleotide messenger RNA. RefSeq lists its product as uncharacterized. The transcript is spliced from 3 exons. Bases 62 to 424 code for a protein of 120 amino acids. The record is from RefSeq and is a predicted model, not a curated record. Lineage: Eukaryota; Metazoa; Arthropoda; Insecta; Diptera; Drosophilidae.
UAAAUACGUAAUCUCAUCUGGGAUUCCGUUCAUUCAGUGCCUUAAAGCAGCGUAAAUUAGAAUGAUCAGAGUUACUACGUGCCUGUUGGUGUUCGUAUUCUUUGUCUUGUACAUCCAUCAAAAUCAUGCCGCCACCAAAGUGCUUUACGAAUUUCACAUCAGGGAAGCCAACCAGCAGCGCGAUGAAAUGGGGGAGUUCAAGGAUACGUCCGAGGAAUCUGACGCGGAACCCGAACUGAUCAUAACGGGCAAACGAACCUCUUCGUACGUUUUUCCCGCCAAGGAUAACAACUAUGUGUACGUGGAAACGGCCAACUAUGUGGCGGAUAACAAUGGCUAUCAUGUCAAGUACAACAUCACCUUGGAUACCGUGGAGCUUGACCGUCGCCUUAGCGGGCAAGCACUUAAGACCACCGCUGGUUAGGCGACACAUCGAGUAUUAACCUAGUGACUAAGUCGUAGCUGUAGCCAAUACUACAUUAUUUAUUCGAACUAGAAAGUGACAAGUUCUCAAAGCACCAUUGCAAAUAAUAAAAGGAACUUUGAAAGCGAG